Molecule: messenger RNA, 2339 nt
Organism: Nematolebias whitei (Rio pearlfish)
Lineage: Eukaryota; Metazoa; Chordata; Actinopteri; Cyprinodontiformes; Rivulidae
Gene: kif3b
Product: kinesin family member 3B
Exons: 8
Coding region: 69-2339 (756 amino acids)
Biological process (GO): microtubule-based movement
Molecular function (GO): microtubule motor activity; microtubule binding; ATP binding
Source: RefSeq, a predicted model, not a curated record
GCUCCUGAAGCUGCAGUUGGAGGACCCGAGGCGCCCAGCGGUCACUUCUGUCAGCUUCCCUCCUCAUCAUGUCCAAGAGCAAGAGCUCCGAGUCCGUCAAGGUGGUGGUUCGGUGCCGUCCCAUGAAUGAGAAGGAGCAGGCCGCGGGCUUCGGGCGCGUGGUCUCCGUUGACGUCAAAUUAGGCCAAAUCAUCGUGAAGAAUCCUCGGGAAGCCGGCGAACUCCCCAAAGUCUUCACGUUUGAUUCGGUGUACGACUGUAACUCCAAACAGCUCGAUCUGUACGAUGAAACCUUCAGGCCCCUGGUGGACUCGGUUCUCCUCGGCUUCAACGGGACCAUCUUUGCGUACGGCCAGACGGGGACGGGAAAGACCUACACUAUGGAGGGUGUAAAAAAGGACCUGGAGAAGAGGGGGGUGAUCCCAAACUCCUUUGAGCACAUCUUCACGCACAUUUCACGCUCCCAGAACCAGCAGUACCUCGUCAGGGCAUCUUACCUUGAAAUCUACCAGGAGGAGAUCCGAGACCUGCUCUCCCAGGACCAGUCGCGCCGCCUGGAGCUCAGGGAGAGGCCCGACACCGGCGUGUACGUCAAAGACCUCUCGUCGUUCGUCACCAAGAGUGUUCGGGAGAUCGAGCACGUCAUGAACGUGGGCAACCAGAACCGCUCGGUGGGCUCCACGAACAUGAACGAGCACAGCUCGCGCUCCCACGCCAUCUUCGUCAUCACGGUGGAGUGCAGCGAACUGGGGGUGGACGGAGAGAACCACAUCAGAGUCGGAAAGCUCAACCUGGUCGAUUUGGCGGGAAGCGAACGUCAGACUAAGACCGGUGCUCAGGGAGAGCGACUUAAAGAAGCCACGAAGAUCAACCUGUCUCUUUCUGCACUGGGGAACGUCAUAUCGGCCCUGGUGGACGGCAGGAGCAGCCACAUCCCGUAUCGAGACUCGAAGCUAACCCGUCUGCUGCAGGACUCCCUGGGGGGCAACGCGCGCACCGUGAUGGUCGCCAACAUCGGCCCGGCGUCCUACAACCUCGAGGAGACCCUGACGACGCUGCGCUACGCCAACAGGGCCAAGAACAUCAAGAAUAAACCGCGCGUCAACGAGGACCCGAAGGACGCCCUGCUCCGGGAGUUUCAGGAGCAGAUCGCCAGGCUGAAGGAGCAGCUGGAGAAACGUGUUGGGAAGAAGAAGAAGAGGAGGCAAAGGAGGAGGGACGGGAGCAACGAGGAGGGUCCAGAGGACGGGGAGACGGAAGACGACGACGACGAAGUGGGAGGUGACUACUGGCGGGAGCAGCAGGAGAAGCUAGAGAGGGAGAAGAAGGCCAUCAUGGAGGAUCACAGUCUGGUGGCCGAUGAGAAAGCUCGGCUGCUGAAGGAGAAGGAGAGAAAAAUGGAGGACCUGAGUAGAGAGAAGGAGGCCGGAGAGAUGCUGGCAGCUAAAGUGAAGGCGAUGGAGAGUAAGCUCCUCGUUGGUGGGAAGAACAUCGUGGACCACACCAACGAGCAGCAGAGGAUCCUGGAGCAGAAGAGGCACGAAAUCGCCGAACAGAAACGGCGAGAGCGAGAGAUGCAGCAGCAGAUGGAGAGCCGCGACGAGGAGACCCUGGAGCUGAAGGAGACGUACAGUUCGCUUCAGCAGGAGGUCGACAUCAAAACCAAGAAGCUGAAAAAGCUGUUUUCUAAGCUGCAGGCAGUGAAAGCAGAAAUCCAGGACAUCCAGGAAGCGCACAUCAAGGAGCGCCAGGACUUGGAACAGACCCAGAACGAGCUCACCCGGGAACUUAAACUCAAGCACCUGAUCAUCGAAAACUUCAUCCCCUCAGAGGAGAAGAACAAAAUCCUCCACAGGGCUUUCUUUGACGAAGAGGAGGAGUGCUGGAAGCUGAAGGCCAUCACUCGACUCGAGGAUGACCAUCAAAUGAUGUCCAGGCCUCUUUCUGCCGUGGGUUACAGGAGGCCUCUCAGUCACCACGCUCACAUGGCCAUGAUGAUGAGGCCCGACAUGAGAUACAAAGCCGAGAACAUCCUGAUCCUGGACAUGGACCUGCCGGCUCGGACCACUAAAGAGUACCAGGAGCCAGUUAUCGCCCCGAAGGUGGCGGCGGCUCUGGAGGACGCUCUUAGAGACGAGGACGAGAUCCAGGUAGACGCCUCCGGGUUUCACAGCAGCUUGGGACUAUCUCUGCCUGCCAGCGCCGGCAGCAGCCUCAAGAAACCAAAGUCUGGUCGGCCGAGAACUGGCAAGAAGUCGAGCACCCCGACGUCUCCGUUCAGCCCCUCCAGUCCGGCGUCCCCUCUUUACCCACAGUCCCGCGGCCUGGUGCCCAAGUGA